AUGUCAACUGACCCCAGCGUUGUCCCUAGCUCCACAAGCUCCCCAUCAUUGAUCUCAGUGCCCGACACCCCGACCGACCCAAGCUCCGGGCCGUUCACCCACUCUACCGCGCCGCCCUCCGAAGCUCCACUGCGGAACCCGCCCCAAAUUAAAGAGGCCCAAGCUAAGCAUUCCGCUACGAUGGCCGAUUCCAACGCCACCAGUAAUACUGGUUUGGAUACCAAACACGAGGUAGAGCCUUCCAUCGACAACAAUGGCGUCAAGACGGAGACAAAGCCAUCUGUGUCUGUUACGGAAAAUGCCUCCGUCAAAACCGCAUGCAAGAAACAUUCUGGGAAAGAGUCGGACAUCACCGGUCGAAAACGUGAUUCCAAGAAAAAGAGCCAUAAAUCGGCGUCAACGCCCGACGAGGAUACGACCUCGGAGUCAACUUCAUCCUCUGGCAGCAGCUCUAGUGUCAACGAUUCUGGCUCCGAGGAUGACGACGCUCUGUCCAGCUCGUCUGAAUCAGAGACAGCUCGAAAGAACCGAAGAAACCGGACAAGGAACAAAGCCAAGAAGGUCCUUAAGGGUAACCGGAGAAGGAAGUCUCGGUCCCACCAGCAAGUAGCUUCGGAUACAGACUCUGGCAGUGAUGAUGAUAACGAAGAUGAUGACCCCCUGGAUGAAAAAACACUGAGAAGGCUUUUGACUAGGCUCCAGGCGAAGAGGUUGGCCAAGAAGCGAACCAAGGGAAAUUCCUCCGAGGAUCAGCAGGAAGAAGAGGCUGAGGCCAAUCCAGAUGACCUGGCUUUGUUACUGGCAAAAGAAAUGGCGGCUCUGAGUCUCAAACUCGGCGACGGACGCAAACUAGGCGAUGGGCGCUGGGGCAGAGCUCGCGGGAAGAGACACGCGGCCGACGGCCUGACGGAUGGUCAAAAGGGCAACCUGCAGAAAUCUAAGCACAAAAAGAAAGCUGCUUCAAAGAUGGCGUUCAAGCGGGUUGAUCAAUUGUGGGACAAUACGAUUCAUAAUUACAAGCUCACAGAGACUGUUGAUGAUACCGGUGCGAAUGAGUGGGAUCAGUAUAUUUUUACGGUUCGGCGCAAGUUCGACUGGGAGAACAAGUACCUGGAAACCGUCGUCGAUAUCAAGAGCAAACACUUGCGGGACGCUCUGGCUAAAGUCAUGGACGGUGUCAAGGGCGUGAGCUUGGUACAGGAGACUGCCGUUGUCGAUCCAAACAUGCUCUUCCUGUAUCUCGAGGAGACUCGGGCAUACAUGAAGGAGCUGAAGCAGCAGGCCAAGAAAGAAACGAAGAAGAAGGCUAGGAAGCUGGCGGAUCUCAAAGCAGCGCAACUCAAGGUUCUCAUCAAGUAUCUGGACACUGACUACGCAGAGACGAAAAAGACUCUGUAUCCUUUGCUGGAAGCGAACAUGAUCACCUUCGAUCUGCUGUGGGCACUGUACAAGCCGAACACCAUCGCCUAUACAUCGACUUACGGCAAUCAGGACGAGCCCCGUGCCUUCAAAAUUGAAUACGCCACUAAAGAAUCCUCUUUCAUGAAAGGCCAAUGGUACAGCAUUGAGGGUCGUUACUUGGAAUACGACGGCAAGUCGUUCGGCAUGGGAACAAUGGCCGCUGAAGUAGAGUUCUUCAAGGGCGUUCGCAAAAUCACGAGCCUCAGUUGCUAUCCGCUCAAGUACCACAGGGAGGCCGAGGAGGUCAAGGCCAAGCUGAUCGAGCGCGGCAAGAAAUUUGUGGCACUGAGGGGCAUGAAUUACCGCUUCCACAAGGGAAUGGCCUUCUACAAGAAGAAGCGGACAGUCAUCAAAGUCAACAUCAAUGGCCGAGUCAUGAUUGACCCCGCGAUCCAUCGUCGUAUCAACCCCAAUUACCCAAUCAGCACUGUUCGUCCCAAGGACCCUGAUAUUCCACAUCAGGACAGUCGAGACCCUGAUAACCCCAAAAUUGUAUACAAAGUCGUGCAAGACAAAGACGGUAGACCUCGUGUUGUGGAAGUGGAGCUCGAUGAGAAUGGGAAUGUGAUCCAAAAAGAGAAGAUAGACGAAGUACAGGACCCCUCUGACCGUGAAUUCACGGAAGAGGAGUUGCUCAUUGCAAGUCCGGUCGUUCUGGGGUUCGCCUUCAGCGAGAAGUUGUGGCUGGAGUUUAGCAUCUCUGGAAUCAGCGACAUCGACUGGAACGAGGACGCUUUUGACUCUCUUGUCCUUCCCGACAAUCAAAAGUCGAUCGUCAAGGCUCUUGUGGAGUCGCAUACUUUCCGCGCCGCGCAGAACAUCGACGAUGUCAUUCAGGGCAAGGGCAAAGGACUCGUCGCCGUGCUCCAUGGACCACCCGGCACGGGCAAGACUCUGACUGCGGAAGGUAUCGCCGAGUUGCUAAAACGGCCUCUGUACAUGGUCAGCGCCGGAGAACUCGGAACCGACUCGAGGACUUUGGAAGCGGAACUCAACAAGAUUUUGGACAUCGCGCACUCAUGGGGCGCGGUCCUUCUGCUGGACGAGGCCGAUAUCUUCCUUGAGAAACGCACAAUCCAUGAUAUCCACCGCAACGCACUUGUGAGCAUCUUCCUCCGCCUCCUUGAAUACUUCCAAGGCAUCCUCUUCUUGACCACCAACCGAGUGGAAACCUUCGACGACGCAUUCCAAUCUCGUAUCCAUGUCGCACUGCGAUACGGAGACCUUACAACCAAAGCAAAGAGAAGCGUCUGGAAAAUGUUCCUGGAAAAGGUCCAGGCUAAAGAGGGCGUACAGACUGCAAAAUUCACUGACAAGGACUUUGAUGCGCUGGCGCGUCACAAUCUGAACGGACGUCAGAUCAAGAACUCCGUCCGCACGGCUCAAGCGCUAGCAGUCAACGAACAGACCCCCUUAUCGAUGGAACACAUCAAACGUGUCCUUGAAGUGGCCGAAACUUUCGACCAUGACCUUCGCGGCGGAACCGGCUACAUGGACGCUAUGCGAAGCUAUACGUAA
Messenger RNA from Aspergillus thermomutatus, 2979 nucleotides. RefSeq names its product ATP-binding protein. NCBI's taxonomy places the organism in Eukaryota, Fungi, Ascomycota, Eurotiomycetes, Eurotiales, Aspergillaceae. Gene Ontology annotation, molecular function: ATP hydrolysis activity; ATP binding. The transcript is spliced from 4 exons. The coding region runs from base 1 to 2979 and encodes 992 amino acids. The record is from RefSeq and is a predicted model, not a curated record.